This is a messenger RNA of Uranotaenia lowii, 1940 nucleotides long. Its product is annotated as protein Wnt-10b-like. Lineage: Eukaryota; Metazoa; Arthropoda; Insecta; Diptera; Culicidae. Gene Ontology annotation, cellular component: extracellular region. The coding region runs from base 1 to 1356 and encodes 451 amino acids. The record is from RefSeq and is a predicted model, not a curated record. Gene Ontology annotation, molecular function: cytokine activity; frizzled binding. Gene Ontology annotation, biological process: cell fate commitment; multicellular organism development; canonical Wnt signaling pathway. The transcript has 5 exons.
AUGGAGCACCGUGAAACGCAAUCGCAACCGGUAGGCCCAUUCCGUAAAUCUUGGGUGCCGCAACGUCAAUUGUCCCGGGUGAAGGCAGCUGCCACAGAUUUGCACAUAAAUAACCGCGGGAAAGCCCGAGAGUUCCAAGAACAGCAAAAAUCUGACAUUCGAUUGGCGAAAGAUGGAACCGAUGGAUCGAGGGAACAUUGGAAGGGUGCAUCCAAGCAGGAGAAUCAAAAAGGAAUAAGAAUUUCCGUCGGUAUUGAAUGUCCCCGGGAACUGACAGGUUUCCAGAAGGUCGUGCUUCAAGCCAGUCAGCCCUUUAACAAGAUGGGCCUUAGAAGCGACAAUCCAGUUGCUCGGGUUGGGUUUUGGUUUGUCCGUGUCGGUUACCGGGAGAGCGCAUUUGCGUAUGCAGUGGCCGCAGCAGGUGUCACGCACAGUGUUGCCAGGGCUUGUGCUCAGGGACGAUUGAUAUCGUGUGGCUGCGAUCCAGCCGUUAAUCGGAAAGGGAUGAGCAAGUCGCUGCGGGAAAGUUUGGAGAAGGAAAAGCUACGAUUUCUGGAUGCCAUUAAUGAGAAUAGCAUCCUCGUUGAUGAUAAUCUUAAGAAGCUGAGGAACAAACAGGCCAGCCGCUGGAAAUGGGGAGGCUGCUCGCAUAAUAUGGCUUUCGGGGUGGAAUUUUCAGAACUAUUUCUGGACACCCGGGAGAAGGGAGGGGACAUCCAGUCGCAAAUCAACUUACACAACAAUCAUGCUGGAAGGAGGGCCGUCUCCAACAAUAUGCAGGUCCGCUGCAAGUGCCACGGAAUGUCCGGCAGUUGUCAGCUGAAGACGUGCUGGAAAUCGGCGCCCGACUUCCGGGUCGUGGGCAAAGUGCUGAAACAACAGUACCGUAGGGCGGUGCUCGUUGAUCAGUCCAACUUCGGCAACGGUCCUCCGAUGAUCGUGUAUCACAAACCAAAGAAGCGGAAGCACGCCAAGAAUGUGCGGCCACCUCGACGCAUCAAGGACAAGCAACAGCAACAACAACAGCAGCAGAAACGACAACUGAUGGAAAAUCAGAAGCCACAGAUGAUGCCGAUUAGCCGAGCCAAUCGGAAGAUGGAAAAUGCUCUGUUCUACUACCAAAGAUCGCCGAACUUCUGUGAGCGGGAUCAGGUGUCUGAUAUUCCAGGAACUGUUGGACGACGAUGUAACAGAACCAGCAGUGGCAGCGAAGGUUGCGCGUCAAUGUGCUGCGGUCGAGGCUACAAUCUGAUCCGCGAAAAGCGAGUCGAUCGAUGUAAUUGUAAAUUCCACUGGUGCUGCUACGUGGAGUGCGACGAUUGCGAAAUCGAAGAGUGGAUCAGCGUUUGUAAUUAGGCAAAAAUGAGCGCUUUGUCGGUCAGCUUAGGUUGAACAAUACCAAUCCUCAUGUUCAUCGGUCAGUAAAUUCGAUGUUAACUUCGAAGAAUAGAAAACACAUUGAACCCGCUUUCGCUAGAAGCGUUCCAACUAUGGAGCUAGAUACUUUAAAGAGCUAGAAGCAUUAAAACCAGUUGACAGUAAUGAAUGUUUGAAUUGGAACAAUUGAAUUUCAAUCAGAACUUAUAACAUGCCAUAGCAGUAUUACUAGAAAAUCAAAGUAUAUUAGCGCAGACUCCGAAACAACUCUAUGAAUCUAUUUGUUCUAGCCUUACAUUUUUCAUAAUUAGGUAUUCUGUACAUUCAUAGACGGCGAUCACGAAUGGCAUGAUUGCACCACUUUCAUUUGUGUAUACCACUUUAGGUUACAACCUCAAUAACGAGGGUCCUACUUAAGUUUAUUUGAUAGGUGUAUUUAUUUGUUUCUCAGUACCUGUAAAUAAAGUGAGGUUGUACCUUUCCUUUAAUGUUAAGAGAACAUAACUAUAAACAGAUUGUUUUUCCCGCCUUUACUGCCUUCACCUACUCCCAUUUAGAUAAAU